UAUCUUGUUGUCUUGGAGGGUGCUCUUCCUACACUCGGUGUUAGAAGAAAUUGUGAGAUUUGCGAGGACGCCGGCGUUAUCAGCGCGCACGCCGCCCGUUGAUAGCUGUAACAAUAAUGUGUGUCGUUCACGGCGAGUGGAGAGGAUAAGACCGUCGAUUAGGUGGUAACGCUGCGUCGCGUCGCGCCAGAGUCGAGUCAAGCGAGCUAAGUGCGAGCCAACCGAGUUACUUCUUGGUUUACUAAAUUUUCGAAAGUUCACUCAUAAAACACGCCGUCUGCAAAUGUCAGGUAUUAACGACUGACUCCGAACGAGUUAAAAUUGAUACAAAUAUCGCGCGGCGAUUGAUACCACCCCCCACCCCCACCCCCACCCCCACCCCCUACCCCCGACGUUAUUCUCGGAUGGUGUUAAUCUUUCGCCUGGCACAGCUUCGGUAUAAUCGCGCUUUGCUCUGCCGGGGUUGGUUUUUAACACCCCGCCAAUUUAACUCGGGUCUCGUGUUCUGAUUCGACAUGGUACUGUCUGGAGCGUGGUUCGAGGUAGUAGCAUUUUUCGCUGUAAUAUUGCUUGCCACCGGAUGCCGUCCUGCUUGGUGGUUUUCACCAGGAAGUUCCUUGCCGGCCAGUGUAUCAUCGACGAAGACGUUGAAACGGCGUAAAACCGUUAGAGAUGUCCCGGGGCCACUUGCUCUCCCCAUUCUUGGCACGAGGUGGACGUACACGUGCUUUGGUUCCUUUCACAUGAGCAAAAUACACGAAGCAUAUAAAGACUUAAAUCGCCGUUACGGAGCUGUGUGCAAAGAGGAGGCGUUAUGGAAUUUUCCGGUACUCUCUGUAUUUUGUAAAAAAGAUAUAGAAGCAAUUCUCAGACGUGGCUCAAGGCAUCCGAUUCGUCCUCCUUCCGAAAUAAUAUCGCAUUAUCGACGAUCUAGACCAGAUCGCUACACGAAUCUUGGACUCGUCAACGAGCAGGGUGAAAUUUGGCACAAACUACGCAGUGCCCUCACCCCAGAGUUGAUGAGUGCCAACACGGUUCUUGGAUUCCUUCCUGCGUUGAAUCAGGUCGCCGAUGACUUUGUUAGUCUGAUACGGUCGCAGAGGAAUUCAUCAAAUGCUGUAAUGGAAUUCGAAGAACUCUCGUAUCGGAUGGGACUGGAAAGUACGUGUACCUUGAUCCUGGGCAGACGUUUGGGAUUUCUCGAACCAGACUGCACAGGAGGUUUGGCAACUAGAUUGGCCGAUGCCGUACGCGUCCACUUCCGGGCGUCUAGAGAUGCUUUCUACGGUUUACCACUGUGGAAAAUAAUGGCUACCAAAGCUUACGCAGAAUUAAUUAACAGCGAGGAUGCCAUUUACGACACGAUAUCAGAACUACUUGAAACUACAAAGUCGGAACAACGGGAUGACGCACGUGACGAAGGCGUCGAAGCAGUCUUCAGAUCCAUACUGCGUGAAAAAGAUUUGGAUAUGCGAGACAAGAAAGCUGCAAUCAUAGACUUCAUCGCCGCCGGUAUUCACACGCUGGGCAACACUUUAGUAUUUCUUUUUGACUUAAUUGGUCGUAACAAAGAAGUGCAGAGGCGUCUUCACGAUGAAGUAUCCGCUUUAGCUCCACAAGGAUGUGAUCUUGCCGCGGAAGAUUUGCGGGACGCAAAAUAUCUCCGAGCUUGCAUCUUUGAGGCAUUCAGAAUUUUACCAACAACACCCUGCAUAGCACGAGUACUGGAAGAGUCUAUGGAAUUGGGAGGAUAUGAUGUAAACGCCGGGACAGUAGUUCUAUGUCAUACUUGGAUAGCAGGUUUGGCGGAAGAAAAUUUCAAAUACGCCGACCAAUUCAUGCCUGAAAGAUGGCUGGAAACUGCCGUUCCUCAUUCUCCCCUUUUGGUUGCCCCGUUCGGAUCCGGUCGACGGAUUUGUCCUGGAAAACGAUUCGUCGAGCAAGCUCUUCAAUUAAUUCUUGCGAAGAUGGUCCGAGAGUUUGAAAUUAGUGUUACCAAACAGCUAGAAUUGCAGUUUGAAUUCAUUGUAGCACCGAAAGCACCCGUGGAAAUAUGUUUCGGCGAUCGUUUGACCCCGAAUUGAAAUAUGCUCUACGAGCAUAUUGACUACUACAAUAUUAAUGUGGGUACAGCGUAUCGCAGGUAAAGUUGGAGAUGUGUGGAUCAUGGAGAAAUUGAUUGUAUAUAUACAAUGUGUAUUAUUUAGACGAAUGUAUAGACUAUCUUGAUUAGAUGUAAGUUUGUUUAGAUUUAUUUUUACUUUUUUGUCAUUUACGUCAAAUAGUUUGCGUUGGUUUCGUAAAUACUUCGAAGUUUUACUUGCGAUCAAAUUAUACUUGAAGAAAGAUUAUGUUAAUAAAUUCAACGUGAUUGAAUUAGCGGAUGAAAUUUAAUACAACGAUCGGUGGUACCGAAAUUCUUAUUUCUGUUAUCUGUUUACAGAUAUGAGUCAGUACCGGAAUCUUUAGUUUUGCACGAUGAACGAUCGUAUAUAAUCGUUAUAGUACAAUCUGACUAUUUUGUGAGAUUCAUCAAUUUCUAUUUCCGAACAAAAUAUGUCAUAUCAUACAUUAUACUCGUGAAGUGGGCGUAUUAUUUGUUGUAAAUUGUUAUUUAUUUAAUACUGUUUUUAAUUCACCGUAAACCAUAAUUUGAUGCUGUACACGCACCUAUUAUGGAUAUAUGUAUAACGCAAAAUAAUUUCCACCGUCUUUCGUGACUAAGAAAGUAUUAUAAGAUGUACGUUUUGAUUCAUGUUAAUUUUGACAUGUAGGCAAAAAUCAGAAAUUAUUUCAAAAAAUCACAAACGAUAAUAUUCAUAUGGAAUUUUCUUGCUGAAGCUUUCUUUGGAUAUACCUAUGAUACGUAAACUUACGAUAACCGUAUUAUAUCUGAUUAUUCCUAAUUGAAAACGUAAUCGUACUAAUGAUCUUGUAGACAUUAUUCCACAAUUUGGUAUUGUUAUAGUUUGAAGAAUGCGUUUUAAGGAGAGUAUAAUUAUAGAAAAAAAAUUGUAUUCGAUAUUUGCAUCAUACGAAAUUUUGAUCCAUCGAUAAUAGUUGUAGAGAUACGGUGGUCAGAUACUCUUGGAUGUAUAUCAGCUUAGGAAUUAACUGUAUAAACAUAAUUACCUGCCGAUUUAGUAUUUUGUGGAGAGAAGAAAAGGGAAACUCCACAGGCUCAUCUUAACUUACGGUUGAAAUAUACACGUAGUAUCUAAGAUUUUUGAGAAGUUAACACCGUGUUAGUAUCAAAAAACGUUCGUUGUUAUUGUUUUUUAUUUUACUGUUUAAUAUUGGAUAAACAUAAGAGACAGAAUGUAAAUAACCUUCACCGAAACUAUAAAUAUAGAACUAUCAAAUAUUAA
Molecule: messenger RNA, 3368 nt
Organism: Athalia rosae (coleseed sawfly)
Lineage: Eukaryota; Metazoa; Arthropoda; Insecta; Hymenoptera; Athaliidae
Gene: shd
Product: ecdysone 20-monooxygenase
Exons: 11
Coding region: 516-2084 (522 amino acids)
Molecular function (GO): heme binding; oxidoreductase activity, acting on paired donors, with incorporation or reduction of molecular oxygen; iron ion binding
Source: RefSeq, a predicted model, not a curated record